Molecule: messenger RNA, 2278 nt
Organism: Carya illinoinensis
Lineage: Eukaryota; Viridiplantae; Streptophyta; Magnoliopsida; Fagales; Juglandaceae
Product: translocon at the outer membrane of chloroplasts 64-like
Exons: 13
Coding region: 150-1922 (590 amino acids)
Molecular function (GO): protein binding
Source: RefSeq, a predicted model, not a curated record
GUUUGCUACAAAACUACAAAACAAAAUACUACUGCGUUAUCCUCUCCGUCCCUCCCUCUCUCCGUCUCCGUGUCUCUCUUACUAAAACCCUCCUGCGUCCCCCAUUCUAUUAUAGGGUUUAGAGAAUAAUCAUCCGAAAUUCAAUAGAAAUGGCCUCUCAAUCUGCCAACCUGUGGGUGCUGCUGGGAUUGGGCUUGGCUGGAAUUCUGCUUGUAACGAGAAAGCUCAAGAAAGCCAUCAGGGAAGACUUCGGCGCGUUUAUUGAGAAGCUUCAGCUGCUUCCUCCUCCUCCGCCGCUUCCACCCAAAGCUCCGCACCCUCUCACUGGCCUUACGUUCGCUGUUUCCGACGUAUUUGACAUUGAUGGACAUGUGACCGGAUUUGGCCAUCCAGACUGGGUGAAUACGCAUGAAAAAGCUACCUGUACAUCUCCUGCGGUUACUGCUCUUGUUGAAGGAGGCGCUACUUGCAUUGGAAAAACUGUUGUGGAUGAACUAGCAUAUGGUAUUAGUGGAGAAAAUAAGCAUUAUGGUACACCCACCAAUCCUGCAGCACCUGCAAGAUUACCAGGUGGUUCCUCUAGUGGGGCUGCUGUGGCUGUGGCUGCUAAUCUUGUUGACUUCUCAUUGGGUGUUGAUACGGUUGGUGGCGUGAGAAUACCUGCUGGAUUUUGUGGCAUUUUAGGAUUCCGACCCUCGCACGGGGCUGUUUCUCAUGUGGGCAUUAUUCCUAUUUCAACAAGCCUUGAUACAAUUGGAUGGUUUGCCAAGGAUCCUAAUAUUCUACGCCGUGUUGGCCAUGUGCUGCUGCAACUUCCAUAUGCAGUUCAACGCAAUCCCAGGCAAAUUAUCAUUGCUGAUGAUUGCUUUCAACUUUUAAAGAUUAAUGUUGACAGGGUUGCUCAAGUGGUCAUCAAAUCCACCGAGAAGCUUUUUGGAAGACAAGCAUUGAAGCAUGAAAAUGUUGAAGACUAUCUCAAGUCUAAAGUUCCAAGCUUGAAAGAGUUUCACAGCCAGAAAUCAAAUGGUGAAUUGAAAACUUCUUCCAUGAGAUUGCUUGCAAAUGUUAUGCAGUUUCUUCAAAGACAUGAGUUCAAACGUAAUCAUGCGGAAUGGAUUAGUUCGGUAAAGCCUGUUUUGGAUCCUGCAAUCUCAUCACAAAUAUUCGGAACACUUGAGAUGCCUGAUACAGUUUUUGAAAGCUACAAAUCAAUCAGGGAUGAAAUGCGGUCUGCUAUGCACUCUCUUUUGAAGGAUGACGGAAUUCUGGUGAUCCCUACCAUUGCUGAUACUUCUCCAAAACUUGGUGGGAAGGAGAUUUUGUCAGAGGACUACCAGAGCUGUGCAUGUAGUUUAUUGAGUAUUGCUAGCAUAUCAGGCUGCUGUCAGGUCACAAUACCACUAGGAUUUCACAACAAGUGUCCUAUUUCAGUAUCCUUGAUAGCCAGGCAUGGCGGUGACCGCUUUUUACUAGAUACAGUGCAUACCAUGUAUACAUCUCUGCAGGAGCAGGCCGAUACUGCUUCCAAACCUAAAUCAUCUAGAAAUGUUCUGAGCAAGGAGCAGUCUGCUGAGAUUGCUAAAGAAAAGGGCAACCAAGCAUUCAAGGAUAUGCAGUGGCAGAAGGCUAUUGGCUUUUAUACAGAAGCUAUCAAACUCAGUGGCAGUAAUGCAACAUAUUACAGUAAUAGGGCUUUAGCAUAUCUGGAACUGGGGAGUUACCUUCAAGCUGAGGCAGAUUGUACUCAAGCUAUCACUCUUGAUAAAAAGAAUGUAAAGGCCUAUUUACGAAGAGCCACAGCAAGAGAGAUGCUAGGCUAUUAUAAGGAAGCAAUUGAAGAUUUUAGAUAUGCACUUGUCCUUGAGCCAACCAAUAAAAGAGCAACACAAUCUGUUGAAAGAUUAAGGAAGCUAUUUCAAUAGGUUAUUCGAGAUUAAGCAAACUUCUUGGAGGCUCAAGAAUUGGUUCCCAUCCUGCAGAGCCGUGUACCCUUUCAGAAGGUUGAUGAUUGCCAGAUGUCUCAACAUUUUUAUUUGACAAUGACUUUUUUGGGGUCUUAUUUACGAGUUAAGAAGAGAAUCUAUACCUUCCAAAAAGAGAGAGAUACAAGAAACUUUUCGUUGUUUUUGCGGUCUAGAAAAGAUUUUGUUGCUUAAUGGAAGUAUAGUUCAGUUUUGUUUAUUUUAGAGUUUUUCAUUCAGGAUGUACUACUUGUAAGGCCAGUUUUAAUUCCUCUUGUGGAAUUAACUCUUCGUGAUAGUAAUUUCCAAUUUUUCAA